AUGCUAAAACUGUUAAGUAUACGUAGAACCUGCGUGGUCCACUUCAAAGAAUCCUAUGCCACAUGGUCAAAGACAAAAGUAAUGAAGGAGAAGAAGAAAAAGUCAGAUGAAUCUUCUGGAACAGUAGGAGAGCUGAAUCCAUGGCCAGAAUAUAUACAAAAGCGAAUAGACCUCUGGGAUAAAUAUAAAGCACAGUAUCAAGAGCAGUUAGCAGCAAAACCAGAAUUAAGCAUUGUUGUGACAUUGCCAGAUGGAAAAACUGUGGAAGCUAAAGCCUGGAGAACAACUCCUUAUGAUGUUGCUAAAGGAAUCAGUCAAGGGCUAGCAGACUCAACUAUAAUCGCCCGAGUCAACGGUGAAUUAUGGGACUUGGAUAGACCAUUAGAGGGUGACUGCAAGCUAGAACUUUUACGUUGGGAUAAUACAGACGCGCAGGCAGUCUUUUGGCAUUCUUCUGCUCACAUGCUUGGUGAAGCAAUGGAAAGGGUGUAUGGUGGAUGCCUGUGCUAUGGUCCACCAAUUGAAGAAGGCUUCUAUUAUGAUAUGUAUUAUCCAGAGAAAGGAAUUUCAUCAUCGGACUUCCACAUUCUCGAAGGGCUCAUAAAGAAGAUAGCAAAAGAGAAGCAACCAUUUGAACGUUUGGAACUGACAAAGGAGCAACUGUUGGAGAUGUUCGACUACAAUCCGUUCAAAGUGCGCAUUCUAAAAGAGAAAGUGAAUACUCCCACCACCACAGUGUACAGAUGUGGACCACUGAUUGAUCUUUGUCGGGGACCCCAUGUACGACACACUGGGAAAGUAAAGGCUAUUAAGGUUACCAAGAAUUCUGCGACAUAUUGGGAGGGUAAAGCGGAUGCUGAAAGCCUUCAAAGGAUCUAUGGUGUAUCAUUCCCAGAGCCCAAACAGCUUAAAGAAUGGGAAAUAAUCCAGGAAGAAGCCGCCAAAAGAGAUCACAGAAAAAUUGGAAGGGAACAAGAGCUGUUUUACUUCCACGAGUUGUCGCCUGGAUCGUGCUUCUUCCUGCCACGUGGCGCCCAUAUAUACAACACGUUAGUCAACUUCAUAAGAGAGCAGUACAGGAGUCGAGGUUUUCAAGAAGUGAUCACGCCAAACAUGUACAACGCCAAGCUGUGGCAGACUUCGGGCCACUGGGCUCACUAUGCGGAGAAUAUGUUCUCGUUCGACGUGGAAAAAGAGACGUUUGCCCUGAAGCCCAUGAACUGCCCUGGACACUGCUUAAUGUUCGACAACCGCACGCGGUCGUGGCGCGAGCUGCCGCUGCGGCUGGCGGACUUCGGCGUGCUGCACCGCAACGAGCUGAGCGGCGCGCUCACCGGCCUCACGCGCGUGCGCCGCUUCCAGCAGGACGACGCGCACAUCUUCUGCGCGCCGCACCACAUCGAGCGCGAGAUGGUGGGAUGCCUUGAGUUCUUGGACUGCGUGUACUCAACAUUCGGAUUCACGUUCCAACUGAAGUUGUCCACUCGACCGGAGAAGUACUUAGGUGACUUGGCUACUUGGGAUCAAGCUGAAAAGGCGUUGGAGGAUUCACUGAACAAAUUCGGGCGUCCUUGGCAACUGAAUCCCGGGGACGGUGCGUUCUAUGGACCCAAGAUUGACAUCACCAUCCAGGAUGCUCUGAGGAGAUCCCACCAGUGCGCUACAAUACAGUUGGACUUCCAACUACCUGAAAGAUUUAAUCUCACUUAUGUCAGCGAGAGUGGCGAGAAGAAGCGGCCGGUGAUAAUCCACCGCGCGAUCUUGGGUUCCGUGGAGCGCAUGGUGGCCAUUCUGAGCGAGUCGUACGCGGGCAAGUGGCCGCUGUGGCUCAGCCCGCGUCAAGUGUGCGUUGUGCCAGUGGGACCCUCGCUGGACCAGUACGCCACCGCGGUGAACGAGAAACUUUUCGCGAGCGGCUUCAUGUCGGAAGUGGACACCGACCCCGGUGACACGCUGAACAAGAAAGUUCGUAACGCCCAGCUCGCCCAGUUCAACUACAUUUUAGUGGUAGGGGAACGAGAAAAGAACUCUGGCACGGUGAACGUUCGCACCAGGGACAACAAGGUGCACGGUGAAAUGACAGUCGACGCUCUCAUUGAACAUCUCAACAAGCAGAUCAAAGAGAAAACAUUGUCCGAUGACAGCGAGCUGUUGAAGUGGAAUUAG
Molecule: messenger RNA, 2166 nt
Organism: Parnassius mnemosyne (clouded apollo)
Lineage: Eukaryota; Metazoa; Arthropoda; Insecta; Lepidoptera; Papilionidae
Source: the annotation of a GenBank genome assembly